AUGGACCCCCCGCUGGGCCAGGAGAGGAGAGGUCCGGUCACCCCCUCCUCGUCCUCACGGUACCACCGCCGGCGCUCCUCUGGAUCCAGAGACGAGCGGUACCGAUCAGAUGUUCACACAGAAGCGGUGCAGGCGGCCCUCGCCAAACACAAAGAGAGGAAGUUGGCGGUGCCGAUGCCUUCCAAGAGGCGGUCACUGGUGGUCCAGACCUCCAUGGACGCCUACACACCACCAGGUACGGAAACAUACAAACAUCUGUUCUCCAGGGCUUUGGCGCUGAGGCCCGAGCAGACGGUGCUCCCUCUGGUGGAUAAAGCCAACACCGUGGAGACGAGGAGAGGAGUGACGUUCCAGCAUCCAGAGAUCAUCGCUCACACAGACGUGCUCACCUCAACUCUCUCUGAACCGUACUACUGGAAACUACCAGAGCAGUUCAGAGGCUCCAUGAUCACAGCAUAUGGUGGACAGUUGAAAUAUGCUGUGUACUUUGAGGCCAGAGAGGAAACCGGUCCUUCGUCCUACGAGCCCCAGGUCAUCAUUAAAGGCGGUCCUAACCUUAAUAUCCUGAUGACACGGCACAUACCGGGACUGCAGAUUGGCACGCUCACCCGCCAUCAGAUCGACAUGACAGAGCAUGAGUGGAAGUACGCAGAUGGCAGGUCCAUGACUCGAGAAGACUUCAUGGAUGUUUUGUUCUAUGUGGAAUAUAUCCUCAUUAAGGCUUCUCACGGAAACUUGAUGAGACACAGCCGUAUUUCAGAACUCAGUUUGACGGUGGCCGAGGAAGGCAGACCAAGCAAAGAGACCUUGAAAGCCCAUCAGAUAGAGAAGUGUGAUUGUCCAAUCGGAUACUCCGGAUUCUCCUGUGAGGAGUGCGCUGCAGGUUUUUACCGUCUUCGCUCCGGCUCCACAGCAUCUGCUCCUGCGUCCAGAGUGCCAACCGCUGCCGGCAUGGGCAGCUGUGUUCAAUGCCAAUGCAGUGGGCACUCUUCCACCUGUGACCCUGAGACAUCCAUAUGCCAGAAGUGCCAAGACAACACAGAGGGCGAUCGGUGUGAGCGCUGCGCUGCGGGUUUCUAUGGUGUGGUCCGAGGUUUCCAUGACGACUGUAAACCCUGCGCCUGUCCCCUCACCAACCCAGAGAACAAUUUCAGUCCAACGUGUGUAACAGAGGGCUACGAUGACUACAGAUGUACCGCCUGUCCUGAGGGAUAUGAGGGCAAAUACUGUGAGAGGUGUUCUACCGGUUACCACGGUAACCCGCGGAUGCCCGGCGGCCACUGCGAGGAGUGUAAGUGUUCGGUGUGGGGGGCGCAGCCCGGACCAUGUGACCCGGUCACUGGCCAAUGCCGGUGCAGGGUCGGGGCAUCUGGGACGUCAUGUGACCAGUGCAUGGACCGGCAUGUGUGUGGAGCCGCUGGCAUCAUCUCAUGUGAUGAUGAGUGCUCGGGUCUGUUGAUCAGUGACAUGGACCGCCUGUACCGCAUCAUCACUGAGGUCACCCUGACGUCGCCCCUCCCACCACCUUAUAAGGUGUUGUACCGCUUUGAGAACAUGACGGAGGAACUAAAGCACAUGCUGUCACCUCAGAAAGCUCCGGAGAGAUUACUGCAGCUGGCCGACUCCAACAUGGGAUCACUGGUGGUUGAGAUGGACCAGCUACACAGCAGGGCCACUAAGGUGUCUGCUGACGGAGAGCAGGUGGAGGACGAUGCGGACAGGAUUCAUAAACGAGCUGAGGACCUGGAGCAGUUCAUCAGGGACACACUACUGGGAGCUCGAGACCUCCAGUCCAAGGCUGCCGAGCUGAACCAAACUCUCUCUCGGAACGAUGGAACUCCAGAAAAAAGCCUGGAGGAGAUGAAGGAGGAGAUCCAGGCCAUGCUAGACGAGAUGAGAAAACGACAGCUGGGAGGGAAGAAGAACAUCGCCGACGAAGAGAUGGAGUAUGGACACACUUGA
Molecule: messenger RNA, 1962 nt
Organism: Notothenia coriiceps (black rockcod)
Lineage: Eukaryota; Metazoa; Chordata; Actinopteri; Perciformes; Nototheniidae
Product: laminin subunit alpha-2-like
Exons: 14
Coding region: 1-1962 (653 amino acids)
Biological process (GO): axon guidance; regulation of cell adhesion; regulation of embryonic development
Cellular component (GO): basement membrane
Molecular function (GO): signaling receptor binding; extracellular matrix structural constituent
Source: RefSeq, a predicted model, not a curated record